AUGAAGGCCGCAUUCGCUGGUAUAUUGACAUUUGCAGCUGCUGCAUUGGCUGCUCCUUUUGGAUCCCAAAAGGCUCUUCCUUGGGAUGACAAGAGCGUCUAUGAAAAGCACACCAUCAAGGCCAAGGGUAUUGAAGCCUCUUUCAUCGAAUAUGGCGCUGUAAUUACCAAUCUUUGGGUCAAUGACAAGGAAGGUGUCAUGAGAGAUGUCAUUUUGGGUUGGGAUGAUACCACACAAUACAAUGUUAAUGCUCAGCAUCCUUACUUUGGAGCUCUCGUCGGCAGAUACGCUAACCGCAUUAAGAAUGGAACCUUUGAAGUCAACGGUCAGAAGUAUUUCACACCCAUUAAUGAGCAUGGUGUUGACACCUUGCAUGGCGGCUUCACUGGAACUGACCGUUUGAACUGGACCAUCACCGACAAGGGUAAUGACUAUAUUGUCUUUGAGUCUUACAGCCAUUCUGGUGAUCAAGGUUUCCCAGGCAACCUCUUGACAAAAGUAAAAUACUCCGUUAACGACAAGCAACAGUGGACCAUUGACUAUGAAGGCUCUCCAGAUGCUGAUACCCCCAUCAUGAUGUCUCAACACACAUACUGGCGAUUGGAUGCUUUUACCUCUCCUGACCCCACCAUCAAGGACCAUGUUUUGCAAAUCAAGGCAGACAAGUUCAUCAAGUGCGAUGAAUACGAAGUGCCAACGGGUGAAAUUGCAUCCGUCAGUGGAACUGCUCUCGACUUCACUCAACCCAAGGCUAUUGGCCAGGACUUGAUGACGGCACAGGAAUGCGGCACUAACUGCACAGGUUACGACAACGCUUGGGUUAUCACUGAUCCCAAUCCCAGCGAGGAAACCCUUACCCUCUACUCUCCUCAUACUGGAAUUCAGUUGGCCAUCAACACUGACCAAGUCGCAUACCAAUUCUACUCUUGCGUCACCAUGGAUGGUACCAUUCCAGUAAAGAAGACUCAGGCUAACGGAAAUCACAAGUUUGUUGAGCAAUAUGGCUGCUUGGUCUUGGAAGCUGAAAACUAUAUUGAUGGUAUUAACAACCCUCAAUGGGGUGACAAGUACACUGGACUUGUCAAGGCUGGUGACAAAUAUACUCAGAGCACUACCUAUACUUUCUCUAUCCACAAAUAAUACCUAUAGUUGUUGUUUAAUAUUUCCUCUACCAUCCCAGACUCUUUUUCUUGAUUAAAGUAAUGAAACAUGUAAAAUGCUUGACAUUAAAGUCGAAUCCCAACCAAAAAAAAAAAAAAAAGUUUCCAAAGUAUUCUAUCGUAUUUAUCUAUUUUUUAAGCCUUGGGAAUAGUCAUAGAACCGUUUCUC
Molecule: messenger RNA, 1329 nt
Organism: Umbelopsis ramanniana AG
Lineage: Eukaryota; Fungi; Mucoromycota; Umbelopsidomycetes; Umbelopsidales; Umbelopsidaceae
Exons: 3
Coding region: 1-1140 (379 amino acids)
Biological process (GO): glucose metabolic process; beta-D-galactose catabolic process via UDP-galactose, Leloir pathway
Molecular function (GO): aldose 1-epimerase activity; carbohydrate binding
Source: RefSeq, a predicted model, not a curated record